AUGACUAGCCAAGGCCCUCUAACAGCCUACCUGCUAGCAAGCACCCCCAAUGCGCUCAAACGCGCAACAACCCACCCCUUCCUCGCCUCCGCAGGCCGCGGCACCCUCCCAAAAUCCCAAUUAAGCCAAUGGCUCUCCCAAGACCGACUAUACGCCCAAUCCUACGUCCGGUUCAUAGGCCUCCUCCUCUCAAAAAUCCGCCUCCCAACCCAAAACCCAACCUCAACAGGCCCGCACCUCCAAACGCCAGAAUUCAACGCCAUAAACGUCCUCAUCGAUGCCCUAGUCAACAUCCGCGCAGAACUCGCCUUCUUUGAAAAAACUGCAAAUGACUACUCCCUCGAUCUAACAGCCAUCUCUGCGGAAGAAGGAGGCUGUGCACUCACUUCCUGCGGCUUGGGCACUGACAUCACAACCUCGGCGGGAAUAUCCACCUCCGGCUCCGGAAGCUGUCCUGGCAUUUCAGGUGGCGAGGAAGAAGGACCCACACCGGGCAACGGGAAUGGGAACGUGAGCACGGGCGGAGGUGCUUCUCUUGCAUCGACUGACGAGACGAGCAGUGCUCCUGGCCACGGCCUGUGUCUUAGUCAGGGGGAGUGCCAGAUGCCGUCUGACGGGGAUGUUUGUGUUCCUGGACCUCAGUUCAAUGAAACUGGAAGGGGCGUUGAGCCUGCUGCUGUUGGUGGGGAUGUUAAAGGCAAAGUUGGGGUUCAGGGCAGUGGUGAGCGCUGUGGGACCAUUUUCUUCUGUGCGAGUCGGACGACAAGAGCAUACAUUGAUAUGUUUAUGUCUGCUGGGAGUGGUGGGGUUUCUGUUUUGGAGGGGUUGGCCGUGUUGUGGGCUACGGAGAUUUGUUAUCUACGGUCUUGGAGGUUUGCAGCUAAGUGUAUGGCUGAGGAUGGGGAGAAGGAUUAUAGGAAGGAUGCGGACGGGGGUGCGUUGAGGGAGCAGUUUAUAAAGAAUUGGACGAGUGUUGAGUUUGAGGGAUUUGUUGAUCGGAUUGGCGAUGUUGUUGAUGAGAUGGCGGGGCAGAUCAAAGGGGCGGAGGAGUUGGAGAUUAUGCGGGGAAGGUGUUUAGAGUGGUGGAGGCAGAUUGUUUGGUUGGAGGAGAAUUUUUGGCCGACUGUUGCUGAAUGA
This is a messenger RNA of Penicillium vulpinum, 1137 nucleotides long. Its product is annotated as putative transcription regulator PAB1642. The coding region runs from base 1 to 1137 and encodes 378 amino acids. NCBI's taxonomy places the organism in Eukaryota, Fungi, Ascomycota, Eurotiomycetes, Eurotiales, Aspergillaceae. The transcript has a single exon. The record is from RefSeq and is a predicted model, not a curated record.